AUGACUGUUGGAAAAUAUGAAGUCGUAAACUACAAUGAGGGAUUACCUUUGCCUGAUUCCCAUAAAAUUACUAUUCGAGUACUUCCAUCAUAUGGGAACAACUACCACUACGCAGAAAAUGUGGUGUGGGGACAUUUCGCGUUUCAGGCAGCGGAUGCCGGUGAUUACAUGGCUUGCUUCUUCGCAGCUGACACCAAACCCUCAAGUUUUAUGACUGUAGACUUCGAAUGGAAGUCCGGUGUUGCUGCCAAGGACUGGAGCCAUAUUGCCAAGAAAGGUUCUGUUACGGCAAUGGAACUGGAGUUGGAGAGGAUGUAUGAUACGGUCCAGGCCAUUCACGACGAGAUAUAUUAUCUACGUGAAAGGGAAAAAGAAAUGCAGCUGCUAAACAUAUCGACCAACUCAAAAAUGGCGUGGCUCAGUUUUCUGUCACUUCUCGUUUCCUUAUCUGUCACAGGGCUGCAGCUUUGGCAUUUGAAAUCAUUCUUUCAAAAGAAGAAGCUUAUUUAAACUCACCAUGUUUGCCUUUGUAUU
Messenger RNA from Salvia splendens (bonfire salvia), 534 nucleotides. RefSeq names its product transmembrane emp24 domain-containing protein p24delta9. The coding region runs from base 1 to 510 and encodes 169 amino acids. The transcript has 4 exons. The record is from RefSeq and is a predicted model, not a curated record. Lineage: Eukaryota; Viridiplantae; Streptophyta; Magnoliopsida; Lamiales; Lamiaceae.